UGCCGCUGACGCUUCCAAAAAAAUGUUGAAUUUUUCAUCUUCGGAGCAUUUUAUUUAAAGAUUUAUUUAAAUAUUAUAAAUUAUGAUUUAUUAAAAUAGUACUCACCUUUCCCAUAAUAUACUCACAGCUUAUUAUUGCAUUAGAGGACAUAAAUUACUGUCAAAUUUAUUGGUUACUGUGAUAUAGAACAAUGCUAUAAACUCUACAACCGGGUUAACCUAAAAUAGAGUUGGAGAGAUACAAAAAGGCUUGAAAAUGCGCAUGUACUCAAUUUGCAAGCAGACCCAUCCGGCGACGGGGAUCGAGCAUGCAAUCACCUGCUACUUCUUCAACCGAGUCGAGCGGUCCCUGGUGGUGGCUGGAGCCAAUGUCCUCCGGGUGUUCAGGCUCAUACCUGAUGUCGACAUCAACAAAAAGUCCAGAUACAAAUACACCGAGCUGAACCCGCCGAAAAUGAAGCUGGAGUGCCUGGCGUCGUAUCAGCUGUUCGGCAAUGUGAUGUCGAUGCAGCCAGUGUCGCUGCCCGGCUCGCAGCGCGACUCGCUGCUUAUAAGCUUCAAGGACGCCAAACUCAGUGUCGUCGAGUACGACCUGGACGCGCACGACCUGCGAACGCUGUCCUUGCACUACUUCGAGGAUGACGAGAUGCGGGGUGGUUGGACUCAACACUUUCAAAUCCCGAUGGUGCGCGUGGACCCGGAAGGCAGAUGCGCAGUCAUGCUAGUCUACGGCCGGAAGUUGGUGGUGCUUCCCUUCCGGCGCGAGUCGUCGUCAGCCGCUGCCACUUCCGGUGCCGCUGCUUCCGCUUCCGGUUCCGCUGGUGCCGGUGGCGACGCCGCCGACAAGUCAGACCCGAAAGCAAAGUCGUCCGGCGCGAGGACGCCUGUCCUCGCGUCCUAUACUAUUCGACUGAAAGAUCUGGAGGAGAAGAUGGACAAUGUGAUCGAUAUACAGUUCUUGCACGGCUACUAUGAACCGACACUGGUCAUACUGUAUGAGCCGGUCAAAACGUUUCCUGGACGCAUAGCAGUUCGGAAGGACACCUGUUGCAUGGUGGCGAUCUCGCUGAACAUCCAGCAGAGAGUGCACCCGGUCAUCUGGUCGGUCACCAAUCUGCCGCUAGACUGCACCCAGGUGGUGCCCGUGGCGAGGCCCCUCGGCGGCACACUCAUCAUGGCCGUCAACGCACUCAUCUACCUCAACCAGAGUGUGCCGCCCUACGGCGUCAGUCUCAAUUCGGUCACCGAUGUCAGCACCACGUUCAUUCUCAAGCCACAAGAGAACGUGAAGAUAACGCUGGAGGGCGCACAGGCCUGUUUCAUUUCACACGAACGACUUGUGAUCUCACUGAAGGGAGGUGAACUCUAUGUUCUAACUCUCUAUUCCGAUAGCAUGCGCAGUGUCAGGAGUUUUCAUCUGGAGAAAGCUGCUGCCAGUGUCUUGACUACUUGUAUCUGUGUUUGUGAGGAGAACUAUCUGUUCCUCGGUUCCCGUCUUGGAAACUCACUGUUGCUCAGGUUUACUGAGAAGGAAUUGAACCUGAUUGAGCCGAGAGCUAUCGAAAGCUCACAAUCCCAGAAUCCGGCCAAGAAGAAAAAGCUGGAUACUUUGGGAGAUUGGAUGGCGUCUGACGUCACUGAAAUACGCGAUCUGGAUGAACUGGAAGUGUAUGGCAGUGAAACACAAACCUCUAUGCAAAUUGCAUCCUACAUAUUCGAGGUGUGUGACAGUAUACUGAACAUCGGUCCAUGUGGCAACGUGUCAAUGGGUGAGCCGGCCUUCCUAUCGGAGGAGUUCUCCAAUAACCCCGACCCGGACAUAGAGCUGGUCACCACCUCUGGAUACGGCAAGAAUGGCGCACUCUGUGUGUUGCAACGGUCUCUCAGGCCUCAGGUGGUGACAACUUUCGAGCUGCCGGGCUGCACGGACAUGUGGACUGUGGUUGGGUCGACGAGUGAGAGAGGAAAAGAGAGAGAGAGUGAAGGCCACGACGCAGCACAUGCCUUCAUGAUACUCAGUCAACCUGAAUCCACCAUGAUACUCCAAACCGGGCAGGAAAUCAACGAAUUGGAUCAUUCUGGGUUCAACACUUUGGGACCCACCAUCUACGCUGGCAAUUUGGGAAACAACAAAUACAUUGUUCAGGUGUCACACAUGGGUGUUCGGCUGCUUCAAGGCCUGGAGCAGACCCAGCAUAUCCCGAUCGACCUGGGUUCGCGACUGUGGCACGCUUCAGCUGCCGACCCCUAUGUGGUGAUCAGCACCGAGGAUGGCCAGCUCAUCAUGCUCACCUUCAAGGAGACAAAGGGAGUCGGUCGGCUCACCGUAAUGCGGCCCAGUAGUCUGUCGUUGAAACCAACGAUUACAGCUCUGUGCGUAUACAGAGAUGUGAGUGGACUCUUCUCCACAGUCAUUCCAGAUGCCGACUUCAACCAGGCCUCCAAAGCUGAUCUCCAAGAGCAUGUUAAAAGGGAAGUUGAUGAUGAAGACGAGCUGCUUUAUGGAGAACAAACUGCGAGUAAGAAGUCCAAUGUGCCUGAUAAGCCGGUCAAAAAGAAAAUACCCUGGUGGCAGAAAUUCCUGAUGGAAGUACGGCCCACCUACUGGCUGCUGUUGACCCGUGACAACGGUCACCUGGAGAUGUAUUCGUUGCCCGAUCUGAAGCUCAACUAUUUGGUGUCGAAUGUGUGCGCUGGCUUCAAGGUGCUGACAGACUCACUGGGUGCGGCGCCGACUGUUGCCCAGCCUCAGCAACAGCCCGAAGUAAUGGCGGCAAGUGACACCGAGCUACCUCAGGUGCAGGAGAUGCUGGUGGCGUCACUGGGCCACAAUGGAACCCGACCUCUGCUGCUUCUGCGCAUUAACCAGGAGAUCCUCAUCUACCAGGCCUACCGCUAUCCGCACGGCCAUCUCAAGAUGCGCUUUCGCAAGGCCAACCAGGUGAUCGUGAUCAAACAGUUCAACACAUCCCCUUCGGCCGCCAAACCGACGUCAGCCGCGGACGACGCGGCGUCGAAAGCGUCGUCGGCCGAAAGCCGCGUGAAUUUGCUGCGCUACUUCAGCAACAUCUCGGGCUACAACGGCGUGUUCGUGUGCGGUCCCUACCCGCACUGGAUCUUCCUGACGUCGCGCGGCGAGCUGCGCGUCCAUCCGAUGGGCAUCGACGGCGGCGUGCACUGCUUCGCGCCCUUCCACAACGUCAACUGUCCGCAGGGAUUCCUCUACUUCAACCGCAAGGAUGAGCUGCGUAUCUGCGUCCUGCCCACGCAUCUGUCCUACGACGCGCACUGGCCUGUCAGGAAGGUGCCGCUCAGGUGUACACUGCAUUCUGUUACCUAUCAUGUGGAGAGCAAGACCUACUGUAUCAUCACCAGCCUUGCAGAGCCAUCCAACAAGUACUACAAGUUCAACGGUGAAGACAAGGAGCUGACGGAGGAGGACCGCGGUGACCGCUUCCCCUACCCCCACCAGGAGCGCUUCAGCGUGCUUCUGUUCUCGCCCGUCUCCUGGGAGGUCAUCCCCAACACGAAGACCGACCUCGACGAAUGGGAACACGUCACCUGCCUCAAGAACGUCAGUCUCGCUUACGAGGGUACGCGCAGUGGUCUGAAAGGCUACAUAGCGCUGGGCACCAACUACAACUACAGCGAGGACAUCACGAGUCGCGGCCGCAUCCUCAUCUUCGACGUGAUCGAGGUCGUCCCCGAGCCAGGGCAGCCGCUCACCAAGAAUAAGUUCAAGAUGGUCUACUCCAAGGAGCAGAAGGGGCCGGUCACCGCCAUGACGCAUGCGCUCGGAUUCCUCAUUUCGGCUGUUGGACAGAAGAUCUACAUUUGGCAGUUGAAGGACAAUGAUCUGGUGGGUGUGGCUUUCAUUGACACUCAAAUCUACAUCCAUCAAAUACUCGCCAUAAAGAGUUUGAUUUUGGUGGCAGACGUCUACAAGUCUAUAUCUCUUCUAAGGUUCCAAGAAGAGUACCGCACUCUGUCGCUGGUGUCGCGCGACUACCGGGCGUCGGAGGUGUACACGGUCGAGUUCCUGCUGGACAACACGCAGAUGUCGUUCGUGGUGACCGACCGCGACAAGAACGUGGUGCUCUACAUGUACGACCCGGAGUCGGCCGACAGCUUUGGCGGGCAGCGGCUCAUGCAUCGCGCCGACUUCCAUCUGGCGCAGCACGUCAACGCCAUGUUCCGCGUCAAGUGCAAACUGGUGCAGGGCAGCCACGCCAAUAAGCACCUCGCCAACAGUGAUAAGCGACAUUGCACCAUGUUCGCCACACUGGACGGUGCACUGGGUUACAUGCUACCAAUCCCGGAGAAAAUCUAUCGGCGACUUCUCAUGUUGCAGAAUGUACUCGUUAACAACAUUCCACAUAUUGCUGGGCUCAAUCCCAAAAGCUACAGAACGUUCAAGAGUGCAGACAAACUGCUUGGAUCUCCUUCAAGGGGCAUAAUCGACGGUGAACUAGUAUGGAUGUUCUUAUCGUUGCCUCUCCUCACACGUCAGGAAAUCGCCAAGAAAAUCGGCACCAAAGUCGACGAUAUCAUUGAGGACCUGACUGACAUAGAGAGGCUAACUGCUCAUUUUUAACAGCAUCGUUGUAAAUGACGAAAUAGAGAGGCCAACUGCUCAUUUUUAACAGUUACGUUGUAAAUGACGAAAUAGAGAGGCUAACUGCUCAUUUUUAACAGCAUCGUUGUAAAUGACGAAAUAGAGAGGCCAACUGCUCAUUUUUAACAGCAUCGUUGUAAAUGACGAAAUAGAGAGGCUAACUGCUCAUUUUAACAGCAUCGUUGAAAGUGUUUCACUAUAGAGGGGUUCGCCACUCAGUGUUAACAAAAUCGUCGAUUUGUUUCGCUAUAGAGGGGUCAACCAUGCAGUUUCAUCAGAAUCUGCCAAAAUACUUUAUCGGAAAAGUUACUCGUUUAUUUUUAGCAGAAUCGGUUCAAGAAAAGGGGUUUUAGGUGUGGUCACUCUGAACCUAUCUGCUAUCCUAUAGGUUUCUGUAUCUAUGUCUAAGGUCCGGAUGCAGAUACUCGGUUUAAACGGAGAAAUGUCUUAUUAUGUUCGUUUAAAGCCCGGUUCAGACGCUCAAGUUUAGCUUCAGUCUUCUGCUCAAGCAAAAGUCGGAGCAUGUAAGUCGUUGCGUCUGGACGGUAAAACGGAUCGGACGGUCUUCAAGCUUAAGUCGUCAAACUUGAAAUGUAUCGGCCGGGAAUCUUUUUCCAUCAAACCGUCCGUCUUUUGUCUAUCCACCAAAACCUAAAUCGCGUAAAAAUGGCGAUAGAGAAAUUGUGAUUUCAGAUUCGGAUUCAGCGCCCUCAAAUUAAUAAAAUGCCUUGCGAGUACUUGAAAAUAAGCAAGUUUUUUUAUCGAUUGUAUAUAACGCCAUUUAACCCUUUUUUCUUCCUUGAUUCUCAUGAUACUCUCAGAAUUUGAUGUUGAUAUUAUGAUUUACUAUCAUGAUAUAUUAAUAUGUACUAUAUUGUUGAUAAGAAUACUAUCUACAAAAUUUCAAUCCAUUUACAAUCACUGU
This is a messenger RNA of Nilaparvata lugens (brown planthopper), 5540 nucleotides long. It is a transcript of the gene CPSF1, whose product is annotated as cleavage and polyadenylation specificity factor subunit 1. Gene Ontology annotation, cellular component: mRNA cleavage and polyadenylation specificity factor complex; nucleus. The transcript has 24 exons. The record is from RefSeq and is a predicted model, not a curated record. Gene Ontology annotation, molecular function: nucleic acid binding; protein binding. Lineage: Eukaryota; Metazoa; Arthropoda; Insecta; Hemiptera; Delphacidae. Bases 257 to 4594 code for a protein of 1445 amino acids.